This is a messenger RNA of Drosophila melanogaster (fruit fly), 1335 nucleotides long. RefSeq names its product M-phase phosphoprotein 6 (gene Mpp6). The record is from RefSeq and is marked reviewed. Lineage: Eukaryota; Metazoa; Arthropoda; Insecta; Diptera; Drosophilidae. The transcript has 2 exons. The coding region runs from base 621 to 1109 and encodes 162 amino acids.
AAUCGAUGCUUGCGCACAUUUCAACACUAUAUUUUAAACAGUUUAGUCUGCAGUCCAACACACAGAUCAUCCAAUGUUUUCUACUUGGUCUUCAAAUGUAUCAUCACGAAUAAAUAAUAAUUAUUUUAGUACUCCAUAAUAUUUAGCCAUUCGUUAAGGUUUAUUGUCCGAUAAUAUUGGCGACAACUUUUAAAUGAAAUUGGGUCUUUUUUAGGUUUCAAAUUAAAAGCAUUAACCCUUUGAAGGCGCCUGUGCUAGUCUUGAUCGUUUACAGAGCAUGUAUAGCACAGCUGGAAGUUUUCUUAAGAGUGCCCAUGAAGAUGGAGUUGAGCUUGUUUGUCAGUAGGGUGAAUUUAAAAUUUUAAAAAGAUCAACUUGAUAACGAAGGAUUGUUUUAACUUUCAACAGUAAUUUAAAUAUUUACUUUAAACAUCGCAUAAACACGAGGGCGCGCCACGUUUUCUAGCUAGGCUGAACGAUGAUUUGCAGCACUGGCUUUCCCCAUUUGUUGUGCUCGGUCAUUCUGCUUUUGAAAAAAAUUAAAUGUGCCUGAUGGUUUCGCCCUAGUUUUUAAACUCAAAGGACUUCUACUAUAUUAGAUUCAAAAAUAAAUAAGGAAAAUGCCAUCCAAAUCAAAGCCGAGACUUUCGCGUGGUGUCCUGGACAUGAAGUUCAUGCAGCGCACAAAAGUUAAAGUGGAAAAGGAGGCAGACGAUGAGCAGAGCAGGGCACUGUACUCCAACGAGAUCAACCAGAAGAUGCUCAAUUCCACCUCGAAUUUUGUGGUGGAGUCCAGCUACUCGAUAUGCGCCGGCCUGAUAGACGGACGCCUCAGUUUCCGCGGCAUGAAUCCGGAGCUAGAACUUCUCAUGGAGCAGGAUCUGGCGGAAAAGCAGGGCCGCACAAGGCCGGAGCAGCCCAAGGAGGUAUCCGACCAAGACAUGGUAAAGGCUUAUUAUGCCAACAAGGCGCCCACGGUCUCCGGCAGCAUGAGCAAGAAGUUUAACACCAAAAAGGACUUUAAAAGGAAGCAAAUCGGCGGAGAUAGUGAUAGUCCGCAUGCCAUGAAGAAGCAGUACUUUAAGAAACCACGCUCGGGUGACGAAUAGUUUACUACUUAGUUGUUACACUCGUGACUUAGCUUUUAGUUAAAUAAAUAUACGAAUUCAAUUGUACUCGCGCUGUGCUUGUUUCACCGCCUGCAAGGCGUAGCACAUCUGGUUGUUGUUGAUCCAUCGCCAGGUGUUGCUCCAAAAGUCGUAGGUGCUUCCAUUUACCAACACCGUCUGACAGUUCACUGCAGAUGAACGAGAGAAUAAAGAAUAGCCUAAUCUG